Messenger RNA from Schistosoma mattheei, 2380 nucleotides. Lineage: Eukaryota; Metazoa; Platyhelminthes; Trematoda; Strigeidida; Schistosomatidae. The record is from the annotation of a GenBank genome assembly.
AUAGUAACAUUAAUUAAGAAACCUAAGUCUACCUUUAAACUUGUGUCAUUUAAAAAUAAAAAAAUCUCUUUCAUUCAUUUAAAGUAUGAAUAAAAUAAGAGUAAAUUAAAACAAGGAAAAAAAACAAAAAAAUAAAAAAUAAAGAAAAAUUGUAAAAUUUCAACAACAACAACAACAAAAACAAACAGAAAAAAAAUUUUUUUCUGUGAUUCAUUUCAUUUUUGGGGAACUAUUUUUCAUAGAAUUUAAAUUAUUAUUAUUAUUAUGUCAAUCAAUCAUCAAAAAGAUACAACAUUAACAAAAAUUUUUGUUGGUGGAUUACCAUAUCAUACAACAGAUGAAAGUUUACGUUGUUUUUUUGAUCAAUUUGGUCCAAUUGAUGAAGCAGUUGUAAUUACUGAUAGACAAACAGGAAAAAGUCGAGGUUAUGGAUUUGUAACUAUGACUCGCACUGAGGAUGCCUUACUUGCUAUUCGUGAUCCUAAUCCAUGUAUUGAUGGUCGUAAAGCCAAUGUAAACUUAGCAGUACUUGGAGCUAAACCUCGUCUUAUGCCUGGAACUAACACUGCAGUACCGGGAUUUUUUCCACUUCAAACGGGGUUACCUAUCGACGCUAGUCAUCCAGGUUUCUAUAAUAACCCAGCCACCGCUGCAGUUGUUAACAAUUCUUUAAUGAAUCCUUUAAUGAAUGCAGGUCUAUUGACAGGUUUUAAUAUGCCAAAUCCUGCUGCUACAUUAUCACCUGGUAUGAAUGGUAUACUACAAACGCCAACUAAUCAUAUAUCAUCUGUAGCUACUGAUCCAACAUCUGAUAAUCGAUUACAAGCUCAGCUCCCAUUGAAUCCACUAGCUAAUUUGAAUUAUUUACUUAAUUAUUCAAAUGCAAUUGCAAAUCCUUCAUCUGGUGCUGCAGCUGCCGCCGCCGCUGCUGCUGCAGCAGCAGCUCUUGCAGCUACAACGAAUACAAAUCAGCCAAAUAUUUCACCAGCUGCAUUAGCACUUUUAAUGUCCACCUACGGACAAGGUACAAGUGGGUUGAAUACUGUAUUACCGGGAAAUAAUUCAUUUGUUGGAAUGUCACCUGUCACACAUCAAUCGUUGAAUGCACCCAGUUUACCAGCAACAAGCUUAUUAAAUUUGAACUCUACUACAUCAAAUACAACUGGUUUAAAUGUAUUGACAGCUAGUCAGUCUGUGUCACCAUUCUGUAGAACAUUCACUCCAGAAGUUUCACCGAAUGAAUUGAAUGCAUAUUCUGCUGCUAUGGCUUAUCAGCGACUGCUUAAUAUGGCAUCAAAUUAUCAAACUAUUCCAUCAUCUUUAUUUACACCUGUUAAUUCGACUAACUCAUUGUCAAGCGCCUUGCUUAAUAAUCAAUUUGCUUUAAGUUCAAAUCAGGCUAUGAAUUACAAUAAUAACAACAGCGGUAGUAAUAAUAAUAAUAGCCACACAUCUAAUAACAAUAUCAGUGUGUCAGCAGAUCAAUCCAACUCAAUGCCUUUGAUAUUUCCGCCCACAUCACGUAAUUUAGUUGCAUUCACAUCGGACAUAAAUGGUGCAUCAUAUGAUUACGGUAAUCCACAAGAGUUAACUGCCAAUAUUCACGCUAGUCUGACAACAGGUCAACAUUCAACAACAAAUGCUACACCUCCACCACUUCGUGAAGGUUUAGAAUGUGUCAAUGCAUCUGUGAAUUUUUGAUCAAUAAAUAAUCCAUAAACUGGAAAACAAUCCUGGAUAUUGAGAAAACAAUAAUCAUUUUUUCUUAAACUUGUCUUGUUCGGGGUGAUCAAUGUAAAUUGUCCUUUAAUUUCUCUUUAUUUAUUUGUACUUUAAUUGAAAUUGGUUGGUUGUAAAUGAAAUUUAACUAUCAUAACGUUGAACAUGUGUAUUUUUCACUAACCUUUACCCUUAUUCUCCUUAUCUUCUAGCUAACUUAUUACGCUAACAACCGAAAAACUGUGAUUCCUUCCAUUAUCUUUCUUAUCAUUGAAAUGUGACAUCAAGUGGUACAUAUCUUUGUAACACAUUCUAUUGUUUCUUUUUUUAUUUGAAUACGUUCAUUCUAAUCUAGUGAUUUUCUCAUUAGUCUUUUUCUCUCUUUUCUGGUGAUAUCAUUUUCAGCUGGUUGCAUGGAUACGUAUGUAUACACAUAGAUAUGUAGUUGUAUACACUUCAAGAUUGAAAGUUCUGAUGAAUAUCUUUAUGACUUCAAUAUUACUGGUAGAUUUAAUUUUUUUUUCCCUGCUGUAUGAAUUGCUCAAGAUAGAAAGUUUCUGAAACCAUCGGUUAUUUGUAUAAUUUCUACGUUGUUGUUCUUUUUUUUAAAGCAAGACUGUCAACUUGAAUAACAGCAAAGAAAAAAAAAUUACUUGAGUAA